AUGGUAAGAUGGUUUUUUAGAUUUGAAGGACCUUCUUCUCCAUCAACCCCAAUCCUUUCUUCAUCCGCUCUUUCCAUAAUUCUCCACUUGCAUCACCAACCAUGGCGAAUGCGGCAUCUGGAAUGGCUGUUGACGAUCAAUGUGAUCGUUGACAAGAUUGGUGGCCCUGAUAAAAACUACGAAGAUUUCACAAACUCUCUUCCUGGCGAUGAAUGCCGCUAUGCUGUCUUUGAUUUUGACUUCACUACUGACGAGAAUUGUCAGAAAAGCAAGAUUAUCUUCAUUGCCUGGUCACCAGAUACAUCAAAGGUGAGAAUGAAGAUGGUGUAUGCAAGCUCCAAAGACAGAUUCAAGAGAGAACUUGAUGGGAUUCAGGUCGAGUUGCAAGCAACGGAUCCUACAACGGCGCCUGCUCCUCCUUCUCCUUCGCCGGAGACGAUUGAAGCUUCGCCGGAUCUAGAUACUCAUGUCACUCAUUCACCUUCCGAUAGCAGCUCCGCCAGAGAUCUCUCUUUUUCUUCCCGUUGUUCAGCCUCGAGAAAAUCGACGCUAAAUCCUCCAUCUCCGCCUCACAUUCUCUCAUCCUCACCGGCGAUAAAUCUUCGUCUCGUCUUUGAUUCUCGAUUCGCAUCUCUGCCAUAA
Molecule: messenger RNA, 642 nt
Organism: Lactuca virosa
Lineage: Eukaryota; Viridiplantae; Streptophyta; Magnoliopsida; Asterales; Asteraceae
Source: the annotation of a GenBank genome assembly